CAAAUUCGAGUAACAUCGGAAGUUUUUUUUUUUUUAAGUAUAAACUCGCAUUGCUGUUCGAAGCAAUGGCUGUCGAGAAAACUAAUAAUCAUGUGCUACAUUUUCUUCGUAGUGCAGAGCUGUUGAAACAGGGCGCUGAAGCCCGUGUUUACAGGGGAGAAUUCUUAGGGAAACCGACUGUAGUGAAGGAAAGGUUCCCGAAGUUGUACCGGCAUCCGACCCUUGACGAGAAGCUUACUCACCGCAGGACUGUUCAGGAGGUGCGGUCAAUACUUCGUUGCAGAAAAGCUGGUAUCUCCGUUCCUGUUGUUUAUUUUGUCGAUUACACGUCCCAUUGCAUCUUCCUGGAGGACAUUGUGGGAUCGGUCACUGUGAGGGACUACAUUAACUCUGCCCACACCUCGGAGGCGAAGAACCUUGAAGUCGUCGCUCGGAAGAUCGGCGAGAUCCUGGCGAAGAUGCACGACGAGGACCUGGUUCACGGGGACCUGACGACCUCGAACAUGCUGAUGAAGCGCGGACCCGGGUGCGGGGAGGCGGACCUGCUUUUGAUCGACUUCGGCCUGAGUUACAUCUCCGCCCUGCCCGAGGACAAGGGGGUGGAUCUCUACGUCCUGGAGAAGGCCUUCUUGAGCACCCACCCCAACACCGAGGCCCUGUUUGAAACGUUACUCAAGAGCUACAGCGCCUCUUCCAAAAAAUCCCAGACUGUCAUCAAGAAACUGGACGAAGUGAGAAUGAGGGGAAGAAAGAGAUCUAUGGUUGGCUAGGGAUUUGAAAGUCCCUAUUACAGAUCCAUGCAAACAGUGUUUGUUAGAGCAGUUACUUUGCAACUGCGUUGUAUGCUUUUUUGUUCUAUGGCAGUCCUUGUAUUUGCUUCACAGUUCUUGUAUUUGCUUGUAUUCACAAGGGGUCAGGCAGUCCGCGCGGGACACUGCAGACUGUGUUUAGCAAAACAGCGAUGGCUACUCAAAUGCAUAGGGUGAGAACCCCGUUACCACUUUUAAAACAUGCAGUCAGUGGCAUUUCCAAAAUUUCUUGAUCUCCAAUAAAACCACCCUGUGGCUCAAAACCUCA
Anguilla rostrata (American eel) is the source of this 1077-nucleotide messenger RNA. RefSeq names its product TP53 regulating kinase (gene tp53rk). Gene Ontology annotation, biological process: protein phosphorylation. Gene Ontology annotation, molecular function: protein serine/threonine kinase activity; ATP binding. The transcript is spliced from 2 exons. Lineage: Eukaryota; Metazoa; Chordata; Actinopteri; Anguilliformes; Anguillidae. Gene Ontology annotation, cellular component: EKC/KEOPS complex; nucleus; cytosol. The record is from RefSeq and is a predicted model, not a curated record. Bases 66 to 770 code for a protein of 234 amino acids.